CUGGCGAGCCCCCGCUCUUCUCCCGGCCCUCCACCCCCAAGACCUCGCGGGCAGUGAGCCCAGCGACCUCCCAGUCACCCCCUUCAAGCAUCGCGAGCAGGUCCGGGGACAAGCCCGGGAGGACCCGGAGCCGUGGGCCGGUGGGCAGGACAGAGACGGGGGAAGGCCCGCAGCAGGAAGUUAGGCGGCGGGACCAGUUCCCUCUGACCCGGGGCAGAGCCAUCCAAGAGUGCAGGACCCCCGUGCCACCCCCUACCGCUGAUCCUCCUGAGGCCAGGACAAAAGCCCCUUCAGGUCGGAAGCGGGAGCCCCCAGCGCAGGCCGUGCGCUUCCUUCCCUGGGCCACGCCGGGCCUGGAGGGAGCUGCUGUGCCCCAAACCUUGGAGAAGAAUAGGGCGGGGCCUGAAGCGGAAAAGAGGCUGCGCCGAGGGCCGGAGGAGGAUGGCCCCUGGGGACCCUGGGACCGCAGAGGGGCCCGCAACCAAGGCAAAGGUCGCCGGGUCCGGCCCACCUCUCCUGAACUCGAGUCCUCAGAUGACUCCUAUGUAUCCGCUGGAGAAGAGCCCCUGGAGGCCCCGGUGUUUGAGAUCUCCCUGCAGAACAUGGUGGUGGCACCAGGGGCUGAUGUGCUACUCAAGUGCAUCAUCACUGCCAACCCCCCGCCUCAAGUGUCAUGGCACAAGGAUGGGUCGGUGCUCCGCAGUGAGGGCCGACUGCUCCUCCGCUCUGAGGGUGAGCGCCACACCCUGCUGCUCAGGGAGGCCCAGGCAGCUGAUGCAGGAAGCUACAUGGCCACCGCCACCAACGAGCUGGGCCAGGCCAGCUGUGCUGCCUCACUGGCUGUGAGACCUGGUGGGUCCACAUCCCCUUUCAGCAGCCCCAUCACCUCCGAUGAGGAGUACCUGAGCCCCCCGGAGGAGUUCCCGGAACCUGGGGAGACCUGGCCCCGAACCCCUACCAUGAAGCUCAGUCCCAGCCAGAACCGCCAUUCUUCUGACACUGGCUCCAAGGCGCCCCCCACCUUUAAGGUCUCACUUAUGGAUCAAUCAGUGAGAGAAGGCCAAGAUGUCAUCAUGAGCAUUCGUGUGCAGGGGGAGCCCAAACCUGUGGUCUCCUGGCUGAGAAAUCGCCAGCCCGUGCGUCCAGAUCAGCGGCGCUUCGCAGAGGAGGCGGAGGGUGGAUUGUGCCAGCUUCGGAUCCUGGCAGCUGAGCGUGGCGAUGCUGGCUUCUACACCUGCAAAGCAGUCAAUGAAUAUGGCGCUCGGCAGUGUGAGGCCCGCCUGGAGGUCCGAGCACACCCUGAAAGCCGGUCCCUGGCCGUGCUGGCCCCCCUGCAGGAUGUGGACGUGGGGGCCGGGGAGAUGGCGCUGUUUGAGUGCCUGGUGGCAGGUCCUGCCGACGUGGAGGUGGACUGGCUGUGCCGUGGCCGCCUGUUGCAGCCAGCGCUGUUCAAAUGCAAGAUGCAUUUUGAUGGCUGCAAAUGCAAGCUGUUGCUCACCUCUGUGCAUGAGGACGACAGUGGUGUCUACACCUGUAAGCUCAGCACGGCCAAAGAGGAACUGACCUGCAGUGCCCGGCUGACUGUGCGGCCCUCAUUGGCGCCCCUCUUCACCCGGCUGCUGGAAGAUGUGGAGGUGCUAGAGGGUCGUGCUGCCCGCCUGGACUGCAAGAUCAGCGGCACCCCACCACCCUCUGUUUCCUGGACUCAUUUUGGCCACCAGGUGGAGGAGAGUGACAACCUGCGGCUGCGGCAGGACGGGGGUCUGCACUCCCUGCACAUUGCCCACGUGAACAGUGAGGACGAGGGGCUCUAUGCGGUCAGUGCCACCAACACCCAUGGCCAGGCCCACUGCUCUGCACAGCUGUACGUGGAGGAGCCAAGGACAGCUGCCUCGGGGCCCAGCUCAAAGCUGGAGAAGAUGCCAUCCAUCCCCGAGGAGCCAGAACAGGGUGAGCUGGAACGGCUGUCCAUUCCUGACUUCUUGCGGCCACUGCAGGACCUGGAGGUGGGACUGGCUAAGGAGGCUAUGCUGGAGUGCCAGGUGACUGGCCUGCCCUACCCUACCAUCAGUUGGUUCCACAACGGCCACCGCAUCCAGAGCAGUGAUGACCGGCGCAUGACACAGUACAGGGAUGUACAUCGCCUAGUGUUCCCUUCCGUGGGGCCUCAGCAUGCGGGGGUCUACAAGAGUGUCAUCGCCAACAAGCUGGGCAAAGCUGCCUGUUAUGCCCACCUCUAUGUCACAGAUGUGGUUCCAGGGCCUCCAGAUGGUGCUCCGCAGGUGGUGGCUGUGACGGGGAGGAUGGUCACACUCACAUGGAACCCCCCCAGGAGUCUGGACAUGGCCAUCGACCCAGACUCCCUGUCGUACACGGUGCAGCACCAGGUGCUGGGCUCUGACCAGUGGACACCGCUGGCCACGGGUCUGCGGGAGCCCGGGUGGGCAGCCAUGGGGCUGCGAAAGGGGCUCCAGCAUGUCUUCCGGGUCCUCAGCACCAGUGGCAAGAGCAGCAGCAAGCCCUCACCCGCUUCCGAGCCCGUACAGCUGCUGGAGCGAGGCCCACCCCUGGAGGAGGCCCCUGCCGUGUUGGACAAACCAGAUGUUGUAUAUGUGGUAGAGGGACAGCCAACCAGUGUCACUGUCACCUUCAACCACGUGGAGGCCCAGGUCGUCUGGAGGAGCUGCCGAGGGGCCCUCCUGGAGGAACGGGCAGGUGUGUAUGAACUGAGCCAGCCAGAUGAUGACCAGUACUGCCUUCGGAUCUGCCGGGUGAGCCACCGGGAUGUGGGGCCCCUCACCUGCUCGGCCCGGAAUCGCCACGGCACACAGGCCUGCUCAGUCACACUAGAGCUGGCAGAGGCUCCGAGAUUUGAGACAAUCAUGGAGGAUGUGGAGGUGGGGGCUGGGGAGACUGCUCGCUUCGCUGUGGUGGUUGAGGGGAAACCAGUGCCGGACAUCAUGUGGUACAAGGAUGAGGUGCUGCUUGCUGAGAGCAGUCAUGUCAGCUUCGUGUAUGAGGAGAACGAGUGCUCCUUGGUGGUGCUCAGCACAGGGGUGCAGGAUGGAGGCGUCUACACCUGCAUGGCCCAGAACCCAGCAGGCGAAGUCUCCUGCAAAGCAGAGUUGGCUGUGCAUUCAGCUCAGACAGCUAUGGAGGUCGAGGGGGUUGGUGAAGACGAGGAGCAUCGAGGAAGGAGACUCAGUGACUUUUAUGACAUCCAUCAGGAGAUCGGCAGAGGUGCCUUCUCCUACCUGCGGCGUGUGGUGGAACGCAGCUCUGGCCUGGAGUUUGCGGCCAAGUUCAUCCCCAGCCAGGCCAAGCCCAAGGCAUCAGCAAGGCGGGAGGCCCGGCUAUUGGCCAGGCUUCAGCAUGACUGUGUCCUCUACUUCCAUGAGGCCUUUGAGAGGCGCCGCGGACUGGUCAUUGUCACCGAGCUCUGCACAGAGGAGCUGCUGGAGCGAAUGGCCAGGAAACCCACCGUGUGUGAGUCUGAGAUCCGGGCCUAUAUGCGGCAGGUGCUAGAAGGAAUAUGCUACCUGCACCAGAACCAUGUGCUGCACCUAGAUGUCAAGCCUGAGAACCUGCUAGUAUGGGACGGCGCAGCGGGUGAAGAGCAGGUUCGCAUCUGUGACUUCGGAAACGCCCAGGAGCUGAUCCCAGGGGAGCCCCAGUACUGUCAGUAUGGAACACCUGAGUUUGUGGCACCAGAGGUUGUCAACCAGAGCCCCGUGUCUGGAGUCACUGACAUCUGGCCUGUGGGUGUCAUUGCUUUCCUCUGCCUGACGGGAAUCUCCCCAUUUGUUGGGGAAAAUGAUCGGACAACAUUGAUGAAUAUCCGGAACUACAAUGUGGCCUUCGAGGAGACCACGUUCCUGAGCCUGAGCAGAGAGGCUCGGGGCUUCCUCAUCAAAGUGCUGGUGCAGGACCGGCUGAGACCUACUGCAGAGGAGACUCUAGAACAUCCUUGGUUCAAAACACAAGCAAAGGGCGCAGAGGUGAGCACAGAUCACCUGAAGCUCUUCCUGUCCCGGCGGAGGUGGCAGCGCUCUCAGAUCAGCUACAAAUGCCACCUGGUGCUGCGUCCCAUCCCAGAGCUUCUGCGGGCACCCUCGGAGAGGGUGUGGGUGGCCAUGCCCAGAAGACCACCUCUAAGUGGGGGCCUUUCAUCCUCCUCUGACUCUGAAGAGGAAGAGCUGGAGGAGCUGCCCUCUGUGCCCCGCCCCCUGCAGCCCGAGUUCUCAGGCUCUAGGGUAUCCCUCACCGACAUUCCCACUGAGGAGGAGGCCCUGGGGACCCGGGAGACCGGGACUGCCACCCCCAUGGACUGGCAAGAGCAGGGAAGAGCUCCCUCUCAGGACCAGGAAGCCCUCAGCCCUCAGGCCCUCCCCUCUCCAGGCCAGGAGUCCCCGGCUGGGCCCAGCCCCAGGCGAGGAGAGCUCCGCAGGGGCAGCUCCGCGGAGAGCAGCCUGGGGGGCCGUACUCGGGACCCCCGGAUGGCUCGGGCUGCCUCCAGCGAAGCAGCGCCCCAUCACCAGCCCCCACCCGAGGCACGAGGUCUGCAAAAAAGCAGCAGCUUUUCCCAGGGUGAGGCGGAGCCCCGGGGUCGGCACCGCCGCGCGGGGGCGCCCCUCGAAAUUCCCAUAGCCAGGCUUGGGGCCCGCAGGCUCCAGGAGUCUCCCUCCCUCUCUGCCCUGAGCGAGGGCCAGCCGCCUAGCCCUGCACGAGCCAGCACCCCCAAAUCCAGUAUCCCUAAGCCUGCAGAACCAUCGGUUGCCACCACGCCUAGCGAACCUCCCCAACCCUCGGAACCCCAGCCUGCCCCAGCUAAGGCCCAGGAGUCCACACCAGAACCAGUUCGAGCCGCCAAGCCGGCACACACCCCCGUAGUUCCACAGACCCUGGCGCUGCCCCUCACACCCUAUGCCCAGAUCAUGCAGUCUCUCCAUCUGGUGGGUCACAUCCAGCCCCCGCAGGGCCCAGCAGCACCGGUGUCAGAACCUCAGCCCCAUGCCGCCGUGUUUGCCAGGGUGGCCUCCCCAACUCCAGGAGGUCCUGAGAAGCGCGUGCCUUCACCCAAGGCUCCCCCAGUGGUAGCUGAGAAAGUCCGGAUCCCCACCGUCCCACCCAGGCCAGGGAGCAGCCUGGGCAGCAGCAUCGAAAACCUGGAGUCUGAGGCUGUGUUCGAGGCCAAGUUCAAGCGCAGCCGCGAGUCGCCCUUGUCCCGGGGACUCCGGCUGCUCAGUCGCUCUCGCUCUGAGGAGCGCGGCCCCUUUCGUGGAGCCGAGGACGAGGACGGUAUCUACCGGCCCAGCCCGGCGGGAACCCCGCUGGAGCUGGUGCACCGGCCCGAGCGCUCCUCCACGUUGGAGCGGCUGUCCAGCCGGCUGCAGCGCACUGGCAGCAGUGAGGACUCUGGGGGUGGCUCGGGUCGUAGUACGCCGCUCUUCGGACGGCUGCGAAGGGCCACGUCGGAGGGCGAGAGCUUACGACGCCUGGGCAUUCCGCACAACCAGUUGGCUUCUCAGGCCGGUGCAGCCACUCCUUCCGCGGAGUCUCUGGGCUCUGAGGCCAGCGCUACCUCUGGGUCCUCAGCUGCAGGGGAAAGCCGAAGCCGGCUCCGCUGGGGCUUCUCGCGCCUGCGGAAGGACAAGGGCUUAUCUCAACCAAACCUCUCUGCCAGUGUCCAAGAGGACUUGGGUCACCAGUAUGUGCCCAGUGAGUCAGACUUCCCUCCAGUCUUCCAUAUCAAACUCAAGGACCAGGUGCUGUUGGAGGGGGAGGCAGCCACCCUGCUCUGCCUGCCCGCAGCCUGCCCUGCACCCCGCAUCUCCUGGAUGAAAGACAAGCAGUCCCUGCGAUCAGAGCCUUCGGUGGUCAUCGUGUCCUGCAAAGACGGACGGCAGCUGCUGAGUAUACCCCGGGCGGGAAAGCGGCACGCUGGGCUCUAUGAGUGUUCAGCCACCAACAUCCUUGGCAGCAUCACGAGCUCCUGCACCGUGGCCGUGGCCCGUGUUCCAGGAAAGCUAGCUCCUCCUGAGGUGCCCCAGACCUACCAGGAUACUGCACUGGUGUUGUGGAAGCCAGGAGACAGCCGGGCACCUUGCACAUAUACACUGGAGCGGCGGGUGGAUGGGGAGUCUGCCUGGCACCCGGUGAGCUCAGGCAUCCCUGACUGUUACUACAACGUGAUGGACCUGCCUGUUGGUGUGACUGUGAGGUUCCGUGUGGCGUGUGUCAACCGUGCUGGGCAGGGGCCCUUCAGCAAUCCUUCUGAGAAGGUCUUUGUCAGGGGCAUCCAAGAGUCUUCAGCCCGGCCAUCUGCUGCUUACAAAGAUGCCCCUGUUACCUCAGGGCCAGCCAGGGCACCGCCUGGCUCUCCUACCUCACUGGCCUCGAUCCCAACUCCUACUUCUCCAGCCCCCCAGUCAGCCGCUCUCAGCCCUUCAUCUCCCCCAACAGUCCCUAGCCAGGCCUUGUCCUCACUUAAGGCUGUAGGUCCAGCACCCCAAACACCCCCACGAAAGCACAGGGGUCUUCAGGCUGCUCAGCAAGCACAGCCCACCCCACCCAGUGCCCAGGUCACCCUGAGACAGCCCAAGUCUUUCACUUCUGACACUGGGACCCCAACCCCAGCCUCCACCCCUCAAGGAGUUAAACCAGCUUCUUCUACUCCCCUGUACAUGGUGACUUCCUUUGUGUCUGCACCCCCAGUCCCUGAACCCCCAGCCCCUGAGCCCCCUCCUGAGCCCACCAAGGUGAUAGUGCGAAGCCUCAGCCCUGCCAAGGAGAAGGUCAGCUCCCCCGUGCCUGAGGACACCACUCUUCGCCAGGGCCUCCCUCAGAAACCCUACACCUUCCUGGAAGAGAAGGCCAGGGGCCGCUUUGGUGUUGUGCGAGCGUGCAGGGAGAAUGCCACAGGCCGAACAUUUGUGGCCAAGAUUGUGCCCUACGCAGCUGAGGGCAAGCGGCGCGUCCUGCAGGAGUAUGAAGUGUUGCGGUCACUGCACCACGAGCGGCUCAUGUCCCUGCACGAGGCCUACAUCACCCCACGGUACCUUGUGCUCAUCGCUGAGAGCUGCGGCAACCGGGAACUCCUCUGUGGGCUCAGUGACAGAUUUCGGUAUUCCGAAGACGAUGUGGCCACUUACGUGGUGCAACUGCUCCAAGGCCUGGACUACCUCCAUGGCCACCAUGUGCUCCACCUGGACAUCAAGCCAGAUAACUUGCUUCUGGGCCCUGACAACGCCCUCAAGAUUGUGGACUUUGGCAGUGCUCAGCCCUACAACCCCCAGGCUCUGCGGCCUCUUGGCCACCGCACAGGCACCCUGGAGUUCAUGGCUCCUGAGAUGGUGAAGGGAGAACCCAUCGGCUCUGCUACCGACAUCUGGGGCGCAGGUGUGCUCACCUACAUCAUGCUCAGUGGACACUCUCCAUUCUAUGAGCCAGACCCCCAGGAAACAGAGGCUCGGAUUGUGGGGGGCCGCUUUGAUGCCUUCCAGCUGUACCCCAACACAUCCCAGAGUGCCACCCUCUUCUUGCGAAAGGUCCUCUCAGUACAUCCCUGGAGCCGGCCAUCCCUGCAGGACUGCCUUGCCCAUCCGUGGCUGCAGGAUGCCUACCUGAUGAAGCUACGUCGCCAGACACUCACCUUCACUACCAACCGGCUUAAGGAGUUCCUGGGCGAGCAGCAGCGGCGCAGGGCUGAGGCUGCCACCCGCCACAAGGUGCUGCUCCGCUCCUACCCAGGCAGCCCUUAAGAGGCAUGGACCACACCCGGCAUCUUCAGGCUCAGACUCAGUUCCCACUGAUGCCGCGGGACAUUCCAGGGCCCAUGCUGAGCCGGGUGGGCCUGGGGCUUCGGACACCACCAGCAGCAACAUCUGGCCAGGCUAUUACCUCAUGGACCUGAAGGGACAGAGGCCCGGGGGCAUCGGCCUGAUGCUACCCCUGGCCAGAGCCAGAGCAGGAGACCCUUGGCUAGGCUGGGCAGGGGUGGAAACAGGAUGAGGGGCAACAAGGGAAUGGAGGAAGUGAAGAGGAAGGAAAAGUUGCCAAGGGAUAGGGAGGGGAGACUUUAGGAAAGUUCUAGGGGGUAGGGGGGCACAGUGCAUCUCAGGGAGAAUCCAGGAGGGUGAGUGGCUGGAGAGGAGGAAGAGGAAGGAGCUCAGGGUGGCAGGGCCAUAGUCUGGCAAUGUAUUAGUGAGGCAGGGACAGGACACAGAAAAAGUGCCAGGGAGGGAGCCAGGAUCUAAGCGAGAGUGGCAAGGUGGAGAGAGGAGAGCAGGUGCAGCGGGAGUGGGGUGGGCCAGAGGCAAGCUAGUGAGCCCUCGAGCUGGAUCUCCUCCUGUGCCAACAAUGCAUCUCUGGGCACUCCACGGUGGCCCAGGGAUGUCCCCACCACCCCUCCAUGGCCUUUACCCUUAUUCCUAUUCAUAUUUAUUUAUUUAUUGCCUCUUAUGAAGUUUUCCCUUCCAUCCAAUCCCUAUUGCCCAUGUUGUCCUGACCCCCACCCCAGCCAUCCAGCUGUCUGUGCAACUCUCUGUCUGUCUGUCACAAGGAAAAUAAAACCGGCAAGCAGCAGAAUCUAUGUGUGGUCUUUGGGGAGGGCUGGGGGCAGGGAGUGAUCCCUGGGAUGGGGCAUUUGGCCUUCUCUGGCCCAGUGAAGACAUAUUUGAGGAUAUACUGGCUAGCACAUAGGGAUUUCCCAUCCCUCCCUUGGCUCUUGGGACCCCUCACCCCUCCUUAUUCUCAGAGGAAGGGGGGCUGCAGUUUGCUCCUUGCCCCGAAUGCUGGCAGACCCACUGAG
Messenger RNA from Fukomys damarensis (Damara mole-rat), 8809 nucleotides. RefSeq names its product striated muscle enriched protein kinase. The record is from RefSeq and is a predicted model, not a curated record. Gene Ontology annotation, biological process: muscle cell differentiation; protein phosphorylation. Lineage: Eukaryota; Metazoa; Chordata; Mammalia; Rodentia; Bathyergidae. The transcript is spliced from 40 exons. Gene Ontology annotation, molecular function: protein binding; protein kinase activity; ATP binding. Bases 603 to 7760 code for a protein of 2385 amino acids.